AUGGGCGUUGUACUAACAGGGCCCAAACGCUCCAUGACAAUGCGAAGUCCGUUUGGUCGCGCUCUCCUUGCCGCCCUGUGCGUGCUACUUGUCCUCAUGGCAAUGCUCAAAACUGAAUCGAUACCAGUCCGCCCACAGCUCUUUGGGAAACCAGGUGUCAAGGCCAACGCAGUUCACGAACAAAAGCCACUUGACGACUCUAACUCGCCUGUAACCAGCAGCUCCAUGAUUGGCAAUGGAAACGUAAUCUCUAGCAAUUUCAACAUCAACUGCAGUGUCGAUAUACCACAUCUACAGAAAAUAAGGCAAAAGUACAACCUCGACGAAAGGUUCCAGUACAUGAAGCGCUACGUCCGCUUCACCCGCACUGAGGGCCUGGAGCGAAAACGCAUGACCAAGAUUUCACAUAAUCUACUCAACGGAGCCUUCAAGACUGUCGAUAUGAACAAACAAUACGGGCAAGACGCCUGCGAAAACCCCCUUGAAGUGCAGGUUCCUGCCUCCGGUUUGCCGUCAGCUGUCAACGCAAGCGAUUUCAUGUUUGGUGUCUCAACGACAUUUAAGCGUUUCAUGGACUCGGAAACAACGCCCAUCAAUGAAUGGAUCUACUGGCUCACCGACAGCCGCGGCCACUCCAACGGGGGCAAACUAGUCCUUAUGCUCCUUGAUGCCAGUGAUGAUGAGCUUCAGGAAGUUGCUAACCUUCUUGGAGAUGUCGGCAUCGAUGUUGACGUGUAUCACUCCGACUCUUCUCUGGAAAUGGCGGUUCGAUAUCUCAGCCUGGUGCCUACACUUUACACUCAUCCCGACGCAAAGAAAAAGAAGUGGCUCGUUACUUGCGACGACGACACCUUUUUCCCCAGUAUGCAUGAGUUGAUUGACAAAAUGGGCAAGUAUGAUCACACCCGUGAGAUGUACAUCGGCACUCUGUCCGAGGAUACCGGAGCAAUUGAGCGCCACGGUUCGCAAGCAUUUGGCGGCGGGGGUGUUUUCCUGUCUGUUCCGUUGGCAGAAAAGCUCACCGAGCUUUUUGGUAGCUGUACCACUGAGCAGAAAGUAUUGGAGUCGAACUCGGGAUGGGGACCCCAGGGCGACAUAAUUCUCCGCAAGUGCAUCUACGAAAAUACCGAUACCCGAUUAACAACGUUUUGGGAUUUGUGGCAACUAGAUAUCUUUGGCCACCCCGCGGGUUUCUACGAAUGGGGCAUCAAGCCACUCUCUCUGCAUCAUUAUCGUGGGGGUGGGUGGCACAAGGCCAAGCCCGGCAUGUACACCAAGAUCGCUCACACCUGUGGCGAAGAUUGCACGCUGAUGCGGUUCCAAACCAAGGAUGAUUUUAUUAUUUCCGGAUACUCUAUUGCCCACUACCCAGACGGUGUUACCUUUGACACAAACCAGCUGGAAGCAACAUUACACGCCGCGCCAGAGGACAAGGGCUGGAACCUUGACUUCAUGAUGGGGCCAAGACGACCGAACCUUGAAAAGACUGGCAAAAAGAUUUCGUGGGAGCUGGAAGAAUCCGAGGUGCAGUCAGAUGGCUCAGUGCUCCAAACUUACACCCGGAAGCAGAACGAUGACCGAUGGGUGCAUCCUGACAAGCAACCCAUGAGCAAUAUUGAUGGCGUUAUUGAGCUCGUUUGGAUUCCAUCAUAG
Molecule: messenger RNA, 1653 nt
Organism: Pochonia chlamydosporia 170
Lineage: Eukaryota; Fungi; Ascomycota; Sordariomycetes; Hypocreales; Clavicipitaceae
Product: glycosyltransferase family 31 protein
Exons: 1
Coding region: 1-1653 (550 amino acids)
Cellular component (GO): membrane
Molecular function (GO): acetylglucosaminyltransferase activity
Source: RefSeq, a predicted model, not a curated record